AUGGCGGUGGGCGGGAACAAAAUGGCGGGAAGGCGGGAACAAAAUGGCGGUGGGCGGGAACAAAAUGGCGGGAAGGCGGGAACAAAAUGGCGGUGGGCGGGGACAAAAUGGCGGGAAGGCGGGGACAAAAUGGCGGUAGGCGGGAACAAAAUGGCGGUGGGCGGGAACAAAAUUGCGGGAAGGCGGGAACAAAAUGGCGGUGGGCGGGAAAAAAUGGCAGUGGGCGGGAACAAAAUGGCGGGAAGGCGGGAACAAAAUGGCGGAAGGCGGUGGGCGGGGCCGGGGCUAGAGGGCGGGACAAAAUGGCGGGCGGAAAUGGCCGGAGGGCGGGACAAGAUGGCGUCGGGACAAGAGGCGAUUGAGGCGCCGGUGCCGCUCCCGCCGCUCCCUCCGUCCUCUCCGCAGCUCGUUUGGGACGCGGGGGCGGCGCGGGCGCUGCGGGAGCGGCACCGGCUGUGGGGGACGCUGGUCGGGACCCCGCGGGGCGGGGCGGGGCCGCGGCUGCCGCUGCUGCUGCGCCCGGAGGAGGCGGCGGCGCUGCGGGAGAGCGGCGGGAGCGCGCUGCUGCAGACCCAGGAGGAGGCGAACUCGGACCCGCAGCCCCCCGGCGGCCCCACAACGCCGGCCCCGCCCCUCUCCCCCCGCGGCCGCCCCUCCCCCUCCCGGCGGCUCCGCGCAUUCCGGGCGCUGUGGGGGAGGGGCCUCCACGUCACCGGCGGCGGAAAAUUCGGGGGAGACCUCUUGGUGUAUCCCGGCCCCCCCGAGCGGUUCCACGCGGCGGCACUGCUCGUGGUGCCGCGGCGCUCGGCUCGGCUCCCACUGCCGGCCUUGGUGGCGGCCGCGCGACUCGGCGCUCACGUGCGCAAGACUCUGGCGCUCUGCGACCCCGACCCUGGCCUCGACGCCGGCCUCGCCCUCACCUCCGUCCAGUGGCGCCGCGACCUCGCCGCGUGACACCCCCCCCCGCGAGUUCAGGCCGUGGCCUCGGACACAGAGCGGGACUCCGGGGUGUCCACCAUUUUGGGCCCCAACCGCGGCCUCUGGGCGCUCCACGACCAUGACUCCAUGACUUCGCGCCUCAACCGCGACUGUGGUGAUCUCAGACACUGAUCAGGACUCGCGUCUCCACCAUCUUUGGGCGCCAACCGCCGUCUCUGGUACGUGAUCCAUGAUGUGCGUCACUUUGGGCCUCAACCGUGACCCCCACAACUGAGUGGGACCAUGGGGUGUCCACCAUGUUGGGCCUUAACCGCAAUCCUUGUCGUCUCCAUGACCUCCAUGACUUUGGGCCCCAACCGUGACCGCUGCAGCUUUGGACACGGAGCGGCUCCGUGGGGUCUCCACCAUCUUGGCCCCCAACCACCAUCUCUGGGAUCUCCAUGACUUUGGGCCCCAACCACCAUCUUUGGGAUCUCCGUGACUUCCGUGAUGGUGGACGCUGAGCAGGACUCUGGGAUCUAAGUUCAGAGUUUGGUCACAACAGGAUUUCCACCAUUUUGGGACCACAACCUUUGGGGUCUCCAUGAUAUCCGUCAGUCUUGACCCCCACAGCCUCCAUGAUGGCGGACGCUGAGCAGGACUCUGCGAUCUCCACCAUUUUGGGCCCCAAAUGCGAUCUCUGGGGGUCUCCAUGACUUUGGGCCCCAACUGUGACCUCCAUGACUUCAGACAGGACCGCAAGAUCACCACCAUCUUGGCCCCCAAUCACAAUCCAUGGGGUCACGACCUCGGACAUCGACCGUGGCCGUGGGAUCUCCGUGAUGUCAACACUCAUGUGACCCCAUGGCCUCCAUGAUGGCGGACCUUGACCAGAGCUACAGGACCUCCAUCAUCUCCUGCCGUGACCUCGACCGUGACCUCCGUGAUAUCCCGAGGCCUCCGAGACUUUAACCAUGACCUUUGGCCUUGCCAUGACCCCUGUGACCUCCAUGAUGUGGGACCUCAAUGGCCUCUCUGAUCUCAACUGUGACCCCGCAACCUCCAGCCCCACAUCCAGGUCAGGCCACGAUCCCCCCCUUCACCCCCACUCUCUGCCCCCCAAGUUGUGGGGCAGAGCCCCUCCCCUUCCGUGAUCACUCCACAGCGAUUGUUUUAUAUAAAACCCUUUAUAAACCAAAA
Cuculus canorus (common cuckoo) is the source of this 2118-nucleotide messenger RNA. It is a transcript of the gene TSEN34, whose product is annotated as tRNA splicing endonuclease subunit 34. Gene Ontology annotation, biological process: tRNA-type intron splice site recognition and cleavage; tRNA splicing, via endonucleolytic cleavage and ligation. The coding region runs from base 1 to 954 and encodes 317 amino acids. The transcript is spliced from 4 exons. The record is from RefSeq and is a predicted model, not a curated record. Gene Ontology annotation, molecular function: nucleic acid binding; tRNA-intron lyase activity. NCBI's taxonomy places the organism in Eukaryota, Metazoa, Chordata, Aves, Cuculiformes, Cuculidae.